AUGGAGGAAAACCACAAGAGAGGCCACUGGGCCCUGCUUAACCCAGGAGAGGACAACGAACUGGAGGCGUUUGGCUACCAAACCCAGACUCUGCGGAGAGUCCUUUGCCUGCUGGGCUCCAUCCUGUCCUUUGGCCUUCUGAGGCUAAUUUUCUACUGGCGUCCACAGUGGAAUGUGUGGGCACACUGCGUGCCCUGUCCCUUGCAAGAAGCCGAUGUUGUUUUGCUUCGGACAACGGAUGAAUUUCAGAAAUACACAAGGAAGAAAGUGAUUUGCCUGUGCUUGUCCGUACUGAAGAACCCCAUAAACCCCAAAUCGGGAGAUAUUGUUGCUGACCCCCAUUCGGUCAUCAAUAGAGCUGUACUGAAGCCAGAGCUAAAAGUGCGAUGUAUCCAGGUGCAGAAAAUCAGGUACGUCUGGGACAACGUGGAGGAACGAUUCCAGAAAGUCGGGCUUCUGGAAGACAGUAACUCCUGUUCCGACAUCCAUCGCACCUUUGGAUCUGGUCUGGGGAAGGAAGAACAAGAAAUCAGGCGGUUCAUCUGCGGCCCGAAUGCCAUCGAAGUUGAGAUUCAACCUAUUUGGAAGCUGCUUGUUAAACAGGUUUUGAAUCCAUUUUAUGUGUUCCAAGCAUUUACCCUGACUCUGUGGCUGUCUCAAGGUUAUAUUGAAUACUCCAUAGCCAUCAUCAUUCUGACUAUCAUUUCGAUUGUCUUAAGCGUCUAUGAUCUCCGGCAGCAAUCGGUCAAUCUGCACAACCUAGUGGAGGGCCACAACAAGAUCCAGACCAUGAUACACACCAAGGAGGAGGGUCUGCAGGAACUCGAGUCCCGUCUCUUGGUGCCUGGAGACAUCCUUGUUCUGCCUGGGAAGUUUUCCUUACCAUGUGAUGCUGUCUUGAUUGAUGGAAGCUGCAUUGUCAAUGAGGGCAUGCUGACAGGGGAAAGCAUUCCAGUUACGAAGACCCCAUUGCCCCAGGUGGAGAGCAGCAUGCCCUGGAAGUCUCACAGCUUGGAGGAUUACCGGCGACAUGUCCUCUUCUGUGGUACGGAGGUCAUUCAGACCAAGCAGGCAGGGUCUGGCCCCGUCAGGGCAGUUGUCCUGCAAACAGGUUUCAACACCGCCAAAGGUGACUUGGUGAGAUCCAUCCUCUACCCACGGCCCCUCAAUUUCCAGCUCUACAAGGACGCCUUCAAGUUCAUCGUCGUUCUCGCUUUCCUGGGGGUUGUAGGCUUCUUCUAUGCCUUUGGUGUAUACAUGUACCAUGGGACUUCUGCAAGAGACACCGUGACAAUGUCGUUGCUCCUUCUCACCGUCUCUGUUCCUCCCGUGUUGCCGGCAGCCUUGACCACAGGGAUUUUUUAUGCUCAGAAGAGGCUGAAGAAAAAGAAAAUUUUUUGCAUCUCCCCACAGAGAAUCAAUAUGUGUGGGCAAAUUAACCUCGUUUGUUUUGACAAAACAGGUACGCUGACAGAAGACGGCCUUGAUUUAUGGGGGGCUGUUCCUGUGAUGGGAAACUGUUUCCAGGAGGUCCACAGCUUCACCUCCGGCCAUGCUCUGUCCUGGGGCCCCCUCUGUGCAGCCAUGGCCAGCUGCCACUCCCUCAUCGUGCUGGACGGCACCAUCCAAGGAGACCCUCUGGAUGUCAAGAUGUUUGAAGGCACCAACUGGAUCAUUGAAGAUUCCUCUGUGGAUUUUAGUGACUCUGGAAUACCAGCUUCCAGCAUAAUCAUUAAGCCGGGCCCUCAAGCAAGCCAGACUCCAGCAAAAGCUCUUGCCAUUUUGCAUCAGUUUCCGUUUUCUUCUGGACUGCAGAGGAUGUCAGUUAUCACCCAGCAGAUCGGCCAGGACCACUUUGACGCUUAUAUGAAAGGAGCCCCGGAGAUGGUGGCCAGUUUUUGCAGGCCAGAAACAGUUCCCCCAGAUUUCAAGACGGAGCUGAAGCACUACACCACGCAAGGUUUUCGGGUCAUUGCCCUGGCUCACAAACCUCUAAAGGCAUGGAAGUACCCAGAGGUGGGCACUUAUGCCAGAGAGGAAGUUGAGUCAGAGUUAACAUUUCUAGGCCUUCUGAUCAUGGAAAAUCGCUUGAAAAAAGAGACCAAGCCAGUGUUGAGAGAGCUGAGCAGCGCCCGGAUCCGGACAGUCAUGAUCACAGGUGACAACCUUCAGACUGCCAUUACAGUUGCAAAAAAUUCUGAAAUGAUUCCUCAAGGUGAUAAGGUGAUCCUCGUUGAGGCCAAUGAACCAGAAAGCUUCUCUCCUGCGUCUGUGACCUGGCAGCUGUUGGAGGACAAAGAGGAUGGGCACAAAAAUAAGGUGCGCAUGUCAGAGAGCCUGGUCUACUGUAAGGAGAUCUGUCUCCCCAUUGGAGAUGCCUCCUUCCCUGAGGUGGGGCCAAGAGACCAUUACCACUUUGCCAUGAGUGGGAAAUCUUACCAAGUGAUCACCCAACAUUUCAGCAACUUGCUUCCCAAAAUCCUGGUGAAUGGAGCCAUUUUUGCCAGGAUGUCUCCUGGGCAGAAAUCAAGCCUUGUGGAAGAAUUCCAGAAAUUAAAUUACUAUGUUGGCAUGUGCGGUGAUGGAGCAAAUGACUGUGGGGCUUUGAAAAUGGCUCAUGCUGGCAUUUCACUGUCUGAGCAGGAGGCAUCUGUGGCUUCCCCCUUCACCUCAAAAACAGCCAACAUAGAAUGUGUGCCACACCUGAUCAGGGAAGGACGAGCAGCUUUGGUUUCUUCCUUUGGAGUGUUUAAAUACCUAACCAUGUAUGGAAUAAUUCAGUUCAUUGGUACAUCUCUGCUUUAUUGGCAGUUGCAACUUUUUGGGAACUACCAAUACCUCAUGCAGGACGUGGCGAUCACCCUGAUGGUCUGUCUAACAAUGAGCUCUACUCACGCAUACCCAAAGCUGGCUCCAUACCGACCUGCUGGACAGCUCAUCUCGCCCCCACUGCUGCUCUCUGUCCUUCUGAACACCUGCUUUUCAGGCAUCGUGCAGAUCUGGGCUUUUCUUUUUGUGAAGCAGCAGCCUUGGUACUGUGAAGUACAACGGUACAGUCGGUGCUUCCUGGUCAACCGAAGUGAUUCCUUCUCCAGCCAAAGCAUAGACAGCAAUUUGACAAUGGGGAACGGAACUCUGACUCCGAAUUCCAUCCUGAGUUUUGAGAGUACCUCCCUGUGGCCCAUUACCACCUUCAACUGCAUCAUUGUGGCCUUCGUCUUCUCAAAGGGGAAGCCAUUCCGAAAGCCUGUCUACACCAACUAUCUCUUCUCAUUCCUGCUGUUAGCUGCCCUUGGUGUGACUAUCUUCAUUAUGUUUGCUGAUAUUCCAGAGAUAUACAACGGAAUGGAGCUUAUCCCGACAAUCACAACGUGGAGGAUUUCGGUUCUUGCAGCAUCGCUGGUCCAGUUCUGUGUGGCAUUUUUUGUGGAGGACGUGAUCCUUCAGAACCGAGCGUUCUGGCUGCUGAUCAAGAAAAAAUGGGGGGUGCACUCUAAGAGUCAGUAUCGGAAAUGGCAGAGGAAGCUAGCGCAGGACCCCAGCUGGCCCCCCACGAAUAGGACGGAUUACUCAGGACAAGGCAAAAACGGCUUCUAUGUCAACCCUGCCUAUGAAAACAGUGAGUCAACACCGGUUCCGAAGGUCGAUAUCAUAGGGCGCAGCACGGAGCAGCAUUUCUGGACCCGGCUUUGA
Trichosurus vulpecula (common brushtail) is the source of this 3693-nucleotide messenger RNA. It is a transcript of the gene ATP13A5, whose product is annotated as ATPase 13A5. Gene Ontology annotation, biological process: intracellular calcium ion homeostasis; polyamine transmembrane transport. Gene Ontology annotation, cellular component: late endosome membrane. The transcript has 30 exons. The record is from RefSeq and is a predicted model, not a curated record. Lineage: Eukaryota; Metazoa; Chordata; Mammalia; Diprotodontia; Phalangeridae. The coding region runs from base 1 to 3693 and encodes 1230 amino acids. Gene Ontology annotation, molecular function: ATPase-coupled monoatomic cation transmembrane transporter activity; P-type ion transporter activity; ATP binding.